GAACGUCUGGAUGUCAACAACACGGAGAAUGGCGAGUAAAUACAACAAACACUUUUGAAACUCAUAUCAUAUGCAGAUGAGGAAUCACAAUAACGUGGCUUGAAAAUGUUGACCAAACCACACACUAAAAAGGUGUAUCAAUGAAAAUGCUGUAAGGAUCACAAACGAUAUAGCUGUGAAGUUGCUUCUUCAGUCAUCAUGCCUGAGGUUGUGUUUCAAGGAGUCGCAGUGAGGUUCCCUUUUGAGCCUUAUGAAGUUCAGAAGGCAUAUAUGUCAAAAGUCAUUGAAUGUUUACAACGUGGCGAGAAUGGGAUCCUCGAGUCACCAACUGGUACAGGCAAGACUCUUUGCCUGCUGUGCUCCACCUUAGGUUGGCUUGAGAUUAAGAAGGCUGAAUAUAAAUCUCGUUUACAAAUUUCUGGUAGUCAAGAUGCUUCCGAAUUUGUAUCAUCACUAAGCUCUCAGUUAAAGUCUGCAACAGGACAAGCAUGGGGGGAUAAAAAUGUACCGCCGAAAAUAAUUUAUUCGUCACGGACACAUGCACAGCUGAGUCAAGCCAUAAAUGAAUUGAAACGAACGUCAUACAGCUAUAUGAGGGUUGCAGUACUUGGCUCACGUGACCAGAUGUGUGUUCAUCCGGAAGUUUCUAAAGAACUGAACAACAAUAGCAAGGUGCACAUGUGUCAGCUGAAAGUUAAGGCUAAGACCUGCUAUUUUAAUAAUCAGGUAGAUGCAAAAAAAGGUGAACCAGAGCUCCGUCAAGGAGUGCUGGACCUUGAAGACUUGGUUAAGUUUGGCAAGAAGAAAUCUUUCUGUCCAUAUUACAUGGCACGAGAAAUGAAGCAGGAUGCAGACAUCAUUUUCAUGCCCUAUAAUUACCUACUUGACCCCAAGAGUCGUAAGGCACAUGGUGUUGAACUGCAGGGUAAUAUUGUCAUAUUUGAUGAAGCUCAUAAUGUGGAGAAAGUUUGUGAAGAAGCUGCUUCACUCCAGAUACGAUCAACAGACUUGGCUCUCUGCAUUGACGAAGUUACUCAGGUAAUGAAGAAACUUCAGGACAUCAGUGAAGGAUCAGAUAUUGCAGCUAAUGACUCUAGUCAAGCUUUACCUGAAGAUUUCAAUCCACAUGAUCUUUAUACAUUAAAAGCACUCUUCUUAGAACUUGAAAAGGCUGUAGAUGCUAUAGCACUUUCAUCUGAUGGAUCUGGAUCCACUUUUCCAGGCAGCUUUAUGUUUGAACUUCUAGAGAAGGCAGACAUUACUUACCAUAAGAAAACUAUUAUUCUGGAGAUUUUGGACAAGCUGAUACAGUACUUGACAACAACCAGUGCUUCCCCAUUUCAGCGUAAAGGAGCUGGUCUUCAGAAGUUUUCUGACUUAAUAAAGAUUGUUUUUAGCAAAGAUAAAUUUUCACUUCAACACAUGGAAUUUGUAAAACAGUGCUAUAAGGUUCAUAUCAACACAGAGGAGGUAAAAAAGAAGCCUGGUGGUCGUCAGGAUGUUUGGGGUGCCGCCCCAAAAGCUAAUCCCAUCAAUUCCAAGGUUGGACGACUUAUAUCCUACUGGUGCUUCAACCCUGGGUUUGGAAUGAAAGAUUUUGCAGAGCUUGGAGUCAAGAGUAUAAUACUGACAAGUGGCACUUUAAGUCCACUUGACUCAUUUACAGCUGAGCUUCAGGUACCAUUUCCUAUUCAGUUGGAGAAUCCUCAUAUUAUUAAGCGACACCAAGUUUGGGUUGGUAUUGUAGGCAAGGGACCAGAUGGUUUCAAUUUAAAUUCUUCAUUUCAGAACAGGAGUGAUCCACGGUACAUAAGCUCGUUGGGUCAAACCAUCCUCAAUUUCUCAAGAAUUAUUCCUGAUGGAUUAUUGGUGUUCUUUCCUUCCUACCCAAUAAUGAGGUCAUGUAGGGAUGAAUGGCAGAACUCUGGCAUAUGGAGUAAGAUAUCAGCUGGAAAGCCCAUCUUUGUUGAGCCACAAACAAAGGAAGAGUUUCUUAGUGCUAUGGAGGAAUUCUACCAGAAAAUUAAUGAUCCUUCACUCAAAGGAGCUUGCUUCAUGGCUGUUUGCCGAGGAAAGGUCUCAGAAGGGUUGGAUUUUGCUGAUCGUAAUGGCCGUGCUGUUAUUAUCACAGGACUGCCUUAUCCUCCUUUUAAGGAUCCCCGGGUUGUUUUAAAACGGAAGUAUCUUGAGGAAGUACAAUUAAAAUUCAAACGUGGACUCACAGGUCAUGCCUGGUACCAGCUAGAGGCCUCUCGAGCUGUUAACCAAGCUAUUGGCAGAGUUAUUCGUCACAAGGAUGACUUUGGAGCAAUAAUUUUGUGUGAUAGCCGAUUUUCAGCUGCAAAUUUUAAAGAUCAGCUGUCAACCUGGGUUCGACCUUACAUUAGUAAUUAUAAUGUGUUUGGUCCUGCCAUGAGGGAUAUCAUUCAGUUCUUCAAGAAUGCACAGACAUUGUUGCCACAGCCACAAGCCAAAUGUAAUGGUCAGCCAGCAAUUAGUGUUAAGUACGAGACCGCACAAACUCCAUUGCUGCCUCCUGUGCCUGCUCAAGCCUUUCAAGCAGUACCUUCUCGACAUUUGAUUUCAGACUUGACAAAGAAAAAUAUGGCAGAGGCUAUUGGAAAAGAGCAUGAUUAUAAUAAUAUUUGGUCAAGUAUGAACUAUGGAAAAUCAAAUGAAGCCGAAAAAGUUUCAAAGGGUGACGGCUCCAUAUUUACGGCUUUGGAACAAAAUUCUUCUGUUGUUAAUUUCAAUUCAUGUAAUAGUUCGUCUAAAAAUUUAUCAAACUACGCUACUAUUAAGGUACAGAACAAGAAAAGAAAAAUUAAGCUUGUAUCUAAAAAUGAUAUACCUGAUAUAGAAAACUAUGGUGAAAAGCAAGAAAGUCAAAAUGAUUUUGCACAAAUUUUAAAUCCAUUAAACCAGACUGAUGAUAGUUCUCUAGAUGUGCUUGGGUCAGGGUCAUCAAAUCUAUCACAAGAGAGUAUUACCUGUGGUCAGGCAGAGUUUGUACACCCAGCAGCAUUACUAACCAAGACAACGCUGACGGCGGGGCUGUCGGCUUCCAAGAAGGAAAAUGGAAAGGAUAAGAAGCUAAGCUCAAUCGCUGAAUAUAUAAAAGAAGUAAAAUCAUCAUUAAGCAAAGAGAAGUAUGCCGAUUUCUCUACAGCAGUAAAAAAUUAUCAGAAAAACAAGGAUUAUGAGGGAGUAGUGGGAAUCUUGGUUUCAAUUUUUAUCGACAAUCCUCAACAUCACCGACUCUUCAGAAAGUUUGAACAGUUCCUGAAAAAAGAACAUCGAUCAAUGUUUCAAGAAACCUGCUCUGAAAUGCUGAAGAAAUAACUGCACAGAAAAGCAAUGCAUAAUUAGUACAUUAAAGAUGCUGGGAAAUGAACAGAUCCGUCAAUUUAUAUUGAACCAAAAUUAUAUACAGUAUAGUACUGUACUUUAAAUUAAUUAAGGGGACAGUUUCUGUAUGAUUCCUGGUCACCUUGCACUUUGAAAUAUUAGCACACUAUUUUACAAAUACUGUAUUGAUAAACCAGUCACUUCUUUUUUGUAGGCCAUAAAAUGGUACUUAUCUGACAUUUAAGUUGGGAUGGUUUCAACGUGUGUUGUGCAGUGCAACGACACUAACAGCACAUUGCUGUUACAGUGUAACAGCACUUUAAAGCCUUUGUUCCAAGCUAGUUCAUUUUUCUAGCAGGACCACAUCUUACAUUAUUGGGAUAAGUUAUAAAACUACUGGUUAGGUUAGCUUUUGCCUGAAUGUGACAUAGGUAUAUUUAAUUUUUCCUUCUAUAUAAAAAUGCUGAAACAUUUUUCUAACUUCAUUGAAAUGUUAUUUACAUUCAUUUUGCUCGAACCUUUUUUAUAUUGUAAAUUGUUGCUUAAUAAAUUUGGAAUGUACCUUUUGGCAUGUUUCUAAAUUUCAAGUUGUAUUAUUUUUUUAACUAUGUAGAGGGAGGAAGUAUGUAGGAUAUUUGUAUAGAUGGAUUAUUGUAGAGGGUUUGCCACAUUGAAGUGCUCCCUUAUAACAGGUAUACUGUAUUCUUUUCCCAAGAUGUACACUUUUCUUUUUAGUUUUUAGGUAUUUUCUAAGAUAAAAUACUUGGAUGGGGUUCAGGAAGUUGUUCUACUCUCCAAGCCCGACCCGAGGCCAGACUUACGAGAGCUUGGUCCAACAGGCUGUUGCUUGGAUCAGCCCGUAGUGCCACGUAUCCACCACAGUCUGGUUGGUUCAGCACUUCUUGAAGAAAACUAUCCAGUUUUAUCUUGAAGACGUCCACAUUUGUUUCUGCAAUUUUUAUUUUAAUUGUAUGUGAAUUGUAAAUAAAAAUUAAGGUUUAUAUACUGUAUAUUUUUUUAAGCUACACAUAUUUUGUAACGUAUGUUCAAUUAAAUAUUUAUUAAGUG
This is a messenger RNA of Procambarus clarkii (red swamp crayfish), 4416 nucleotides long. Its product is annotated as regulator of telomere elongation helicase 1 homolog. Gene Ontology annotation, molecular function: DNA polymerase binding; ATP binding; DNA helicase activity. Gene Ontology annotation, cellular component: nucleus. Lineage: Eukaryota; Metazoa; Arthropoda; Malacostraca; Decapoda; Cambaridae. Gene Ontology annotation, biological process: DNA recombination; DNA replication; DNA repair. The record is from RefSeq and is a predicted model, not a curated record.